Messenger RNA from Peromyscus californicus insignis, 1274 nucleotides. RefSeq names its product golgi associated RAB2 interactor family member 2 (gene Garin2). The transcript has 6 exons. The record is from RefSeq and is a predicted model, not a curated record. Gene Ontology annotation, cellular component: nucleus. NCBI's taxonomy places the organism in Eukaryota, Metazoa, Chordata, Mammalia, Rodentia, Cricetidae. The coding region runs from base 1 to 1239 and encodes 412 amino acids.
AUGAUGAGGAAGAAGAAGAAGUCAGUGGAUGAGCGAGGUUCUCUCUGGCUCCCACAGUCUCCUGAUCUGGGGCAUCUUAAGAAUAUAUUGGAUGCAGGAGAGUAUGGCUCUUUUGUAUCUCCUCCCAUACUGGAGAGCAAUUUUAUUCAGGUCAAUAGGAGAGGUGAAUCUAUUUAUCUGCAUAACGGAGCGAACUGGGUGACCGUAGGCAUCUGUUCUUCCAAUCCCAUCCUCAAGACCCCCAAUGUGAUGCUGUUGGCACAUCUGACACCAGAGGCUCGAAAAGAAUCAGAACCCCUCUUUAAAAGCCUCCUGACAUCUCCCUCUGCAGAGAAGGUGGUGCUCACCAGGUUUCUCCCUCUGCAGUUUGUGACUCUUUCUGUGCACAGUGCUAAGAACAUGCGACUCAAAGUAAAGCUGAUAAGUGGCCGAGCCUACUAUUUACAGCUCUGUGCUCCUGUGUAUAAACAGGAUAUUAUAUUUUCUCAGUGGGUGGACCUCAUCACCCUCUUGAAUCAGAAGAAAGCCAGAACUUCCAGAGUAUCAGAGGUCUCAAGCCUCUCGGAAAUCACAAACAGCACAGACAUCACAAGCUCAAUGGAUAUCAUGGACAUCACAGCUUUUGCAGAGCUGCAGGCCGCGCACUCACACACUCGUAUAUACUCUGCUAACACCACCGAAAGCACAGACUUCUCAGAAUAUACAGAUGUCACCGAUAUCACAGAUGUCACUGAUAUUCCAGAAAAUGGGGCCAGAGAUGUUCCAGAUAUAAGAAUUGUCACAGAAGUCACAGAAGUCACAGAAGACGUCAAAGAACCCAAAGAGGCCACAAACAUCUCAGAGGUCACAAUAGUGUUUGAAAACGAUGACAUAAUAAAGGCCAAGCAAGAGGAAAAGGUAUGUGUUGAAAAUGUCCUGAAGCAUGGGUGUCUACAAGACAUGAAAAGUAAGAACCAGCUCAGAGAAUCCCCCAAACAUGUCACCAUCUCAAACUUAACACUCACUUUCCAAGGCGAGAAAUGUUUUCAGACUACUUUGACUCCUGUAAAAAGUGAGGAAAAUAUAUCCAAAGAAACGUGUGAUAAAACCUUGGAAGGAAAGAUGACUGAUCUUCCAAACACAGAUCUCAAGGCUACAGAAUCCAGGAGUACAAGGAAUGAUUCAAACAAUUCAGGCUUGUACAGCUUUUCAGUCUUCCCCCUGAUGAGCAUCUCUUUCCCCCUUUUCACCCUCCUCUGACUAGUGUUUCCCUCCCACACAUUCUUACCACUUGU